Messenger RNA from Anastrepha ludens (Mexican fruit fly), 1868 nucleotides. It is a transcript of the gene meigo, whose product is annotated as solute carrier family 35 member B1 homolog. Bases 194 to 1216 code for a protein of 340 amino acids. The record is from RefSeq and is a predicted model, not a curated record. Gene Ontology annotation, cellular component: endoplasmic reticulum membrane; Golgi membrane. Gene Ontology annotation, biological process: UDP-galactose transmembrane transport. NCBI's taxonomy places the organism in Eukaryota, Metazoa, Arthropoda, Insecta, Diptera, Tephritidae. The transcript is spliced from 3 exons. Gene Ontology annotation, molecular function: UDP-galactose transmembrane transporter activity; UDP-glucose transmembrane transporter activity.
GGCAAUCGCAUAAAUUGACGUAGCGUCUUUUGUCGAGUGCGGCAACAAAAAACUUCUGACGUGUGCAUCAAUAAUUGACAAAUUAGAUUUCAUUCCUGCCUAGCGAAUCGGUAUUUCCAAUUGGUUUAUUUCGUGGCAACAUAAGACUCGGAUAUUUUAUUUUACAUUCACUCGCUGCAUCAGCUACUAUAAAAUGAAAAUACCAGAGAAGAGCAGAUUUCUUAUAUACUCUAUGAGUAUUUUCUUUUGUUACUUCUUGUUCGGUAUCGUGCAGGAGAAAAUCACCCGUGGACGCUACGGUGACGAACCGAAUGAGGAUGGCAAAGUUGGCGAGCGUUUCACGUAUGUGCUGGCUUUAGUGUGGGUGCAGUGUUUUUGUAAUUUCAUUUUCGCCAAAGGAAUGUUGUGGACUAAAAAAGCGAAGAAAGAGGAUCAAACACAUACGGGUUAUUACGCUGUGUGCGCACUCACCUAUCUGCUAGCAAUGGUCGCGUCCAAUAUGGCGCUACGUUGGGUGCCUUAUCCCACGCAAGUGGUUGGCAAGUCAGCUAAACCAAUACCGGUAAUGAUAUUGGGUGUAUUAAUUGGCCGCAAAUCAUAUUCCUGGGUACGUUACGCCUGUGUAACAUCAAUCGUUGUUGGUGUAGUAUUGUUUAUGUACAAGGAAAGUCAAAUUGCACACUUGCCAAAAGAAACCACUGGCUUAGGUGAGCUUUUGCUUUUUCUGAGUUUGGCCAUGGAUGGCUUAACCGGCGCAGUGCAAGAGAGAAUGCGCGCUUCAAGUGCGCCUACGGGGCAGCAAAUGAUGUUUGCCAUGAAUUUCUGGAGUACUAUUAUGGUCAGCUUUGCAACAAUUCUUACAGGUGAAGCAAAGGAAUUUUUGCACUUUGCUACGCGCCAUCCUGAGCUCUGGGGACACUUGGCAAUGUUGGCGCUGUGCGGCGCUUUGGGCCAACUUUUCAUCUUUCUUAUGGUAGCCAAUUUCGGACCGCUUGCCUGUUCUGUGGUGACAACAACACGCAAAUUCUUUACUGUACUAUGCUCGGUGGUACUAUUCGGUAAUGUGCUGAUACCCAGGCAAUGGUUUGGUGCGUUAUUAGUAUUCGCUGCGCUCUUCUUUGAUAUGUUCUAUGGUAAGCGCAAUGAUAAGAAAACUGCGGCAGCGAAGAAGUCGGCAGGUGAUCUUGUGGAGGAGAAGAAAAAAUUGAUAUCAUAACAUAUAAAUGAAAUAGUAUAGCUUUAGAUGAUUUUUUAAAUACUAUUUUAUAAUAUCCAUAAGAUAUUACAAGUAUGGCGUAGCUUAAAGCUAGUCCAUAAAUGGCAAGAACUAACGUAACGUAAUAGCAUAGUGAAAUUUAGACCGAACUCUAUUUCCAUAGUUAAUUUCUCUGCAAGUUUUGCCGAAGAACAAUAACAAAUUAUUUGGUAUAAUUUACCGUAUACGGAACCUGUUCUGAAGCUUCAUAUUUAGAGCACAAUUUUCUAGUGCUCGCAAGCUGUAAAUUAAGCAUGUAAAAUUGAUUUUUUGAACUUUAGUUUUGCAUUAAUUGAAUUUGUACUUAGUGCGUAAUUUGUAUAAGAGACAAAAACAAAUAGAAUUUAUUUUCCAGAACAACAAAGAAUUCGUCUUUUUGUAAUUCUCCAUAUGAAUGAUGUGAUCAAACAAUUACAUUCUACAAGAUUGUUAGUUUUAUGCUUUUUAGCAGGGUAAAUGUGUAUCCUGUAUGUGUAAGCGUAUUAUCGAGAACUGGUUUCUCGUUCAUCAAAAACAUAGUUCUUGAGCGAUUUAAUUAUAAUAAUUAUGUGUUUAGUUUUACGUUUAUCAAGAAAUUGUAACAAAUUACAAUAAAUAAUACAUAGAUUCUUUA